Molecule: messenger RNA, 852 nt
Organism: Westerdykella ornata
Lineage: Eukaryota; Fungi; Ascomycota; Dothideomycetes; Pleosporales; Sporormiaceae
Exons: 4
Coding region: 1-852 (283 amino acids)
Molecular function (GO): NADH dehydrogenase (ubiquinone) activity
Source: RefSeq, a predicted model, not a curated record
AUGGCUCUCCGUCUCUCUGUAGGCCGGCCAUUGAGCGCUACCGUGCGCUCUGCGAGCUGCGCCGCCUCCCUCACUGCCGCGCGCACCUUCACCACAACUGCUCGGCGGGCCAAAGAUGUCGUCUCCGAGGACCCGAACACACCCAAUAUGAGAUUCGCUCCGCGCACCGCGGCGGGCACUCUCAAGGCGCCCAUUGUCAACCCGGCCGACAAGUACACCGAGAUAGGCGAGGCGCGGCAUAAAUACGGCCAGUACCUGAUGUCGUGCUUGCCCAAGUACAUUCAGCAGUUCUCCGUGUGGAAGGACGAAUUGACCAUCUAUAUCCCCCCGUCUGGCGUUAUUCCAGUCUUUACUUUUCUGAAAUACCACACUGCGGCCGAAUACACCCAAAUCACUGAUAUCACGGCCGUCGACUAUCCCACCAAGGACCAGCGGUUCGAGGUCGUGUAUAAUCUGCUCAGCAUCCGCCACAACUCCCGGAUAAGAGUGAAAACCUACGCCGACGAGGCGACGCCUGUCCCCAGUCUUUGCGACUUGUAUGACGGAGCAAAUUGGUAUGAGCGGGAGGUGUAUGAUCUGUUUGGUGUCUUCUUUGUCGGUCAUCCGGAUCUGAGGCGCAUCAUGACCGACUAUGGGUUUGACGGCCAUCCCUUGCGCAAGGACUUCCCCAUGACCGGCUACACGGAGAUUCGGUAUGAUGAAGAGAAGAAGAGGAUUGUUUACGAGCCUCUGGAGAUGACGCAGGCGUUCAGGAACUUCCGUGGCGGGUCCACAGUUUGGGAACCUGUGGGGCCUGGUGUUGACAGGACGCCAGACCAACCGGAACCGCCGAAAGAAGGUGAAAAGAAAUAG